Molecule: messenger RNA, 3135 nt
Organism: Chanos chanos (milkfish)
Lineage: Eukaryota; Metazoa; Chordata; Actinopteri; Gonorynchiformes; Chanidae
Gene: pdzrn3b
Product: PDZ domain containing RING finger 3b
Exons: 10
Coding region: 1-3135 (1044 amino acids)
Biological process (GO): protein ubiquitination; neuromuscular junction development
Molecular function (GO): protein binding; ubiquitin protein ligase activity
Source: RefSeq, a predicted model, not a curated record
AUGGGAUUUGAGUUGGAUCGUUUUAAAGGGGCCGUGGACCCAGAUUUCAAAUGCAACUUGUGCAAUAAAGUUUUGGAAGAUCCGCUCACAACUCCGUGUGGUCACGUCUUCUGCGCUGGCUGUGUUUUACCAUGGGUAGUACAGCAGAGCAGCUGCCCAGUGAAAUGCCAAAGGAUCUCCACUAAAGAACUGAAUCAUGUUCUCCCGCUGAAAAACCUGAUUCUGAAGUUAGACAUAAAGUGUGACAAUCAUGCUAGAGGCUGCGAGAAAGUGGUGAAGCUUCAGCAUCUGGCGGAGCACGCGGAGAUGUGCGAUUUCUCUCCGGCCAAAUGCAGGAAUAAGGGAUGCAACGAGGUGCUCAACCUGAAAGACAUGGAUGCCCACAUGCGCGAAACGUGUGACUACAGACCAAUCGGGAUAUGUGAAAAUGGAUGUGGUUUGAUGCUCACUCACAAAGAGCAAAAGCUUAACAGCCAUUGCUGUUUGAGAGCUCUGAAAGCGCACAACACGGCGCUGCAGGGAAAAGUGGUCAGCCUGGACAAGGAGUUUAAAAAGCAAGCUCUGAAAUCGAGUAAAAGAGAAAAAUCACUCUUGGCUCAACUCUCCACGGUUCACAACGAACUACAAAUGACAGCUCUGAAAUAUCAGAAGAAAUUCACUGAGUAUAGUGCUAGAAUUGACUCGCUGACCAAGACUCUUGCUCCUCCGUGUAAGGGUGGGGAGACCAAAGCAGUUACGGCGAUUCUCCAUCGGGAGUCUGGAUCUCUGGGCUUUAACAUUGUUGGUGGAAGACCAUGCGCAGACAACGAAGACGGGAGUUCGAAUGAAGGCAUCUUUGUGUCAAAGAUUGUGGAGAACGGACCAGCAGAUAAAGAAGGUGGUCUCCAGAUCCACGACAGGAUUAUGGAGGUAAAUGGGAAGGAUCUGUCCAAAGCCACGCAUGAGCAGGCGGUGGAGGCCUUCCGCAUGGCCAAGGAACCCAUCAUGGUGCAGGUUCUGCGUAGGGCUCCGCGACCCAAACCCGCCGGACCCUCCGGCGACGCCCAGGUGGUGGACACCAGCACCCAGACCGACAUCACCUUCCAACACAUCAUGGCCCUCAGCAAACUUCCCGCCCCCGCUACACCGGUGGCUGUGCUAGACCAAUACCUGCUGCCAGAGGAACACUCUCCUGGACAUGGUUAUUUCGACCCCAAUGAAUUCUUAGAGGGCAUGCAGCAGGAAAUGGAACGGGAAGAGCUGGAGUAUGAGGAAGUGGAUUUGUACAGAUCCAAUGUCCAAGAUAAGCUGGGACUCACCGUGUGCUACCGGACUGACGAUGAAGAUGAGACAGGAAUUUACGUGAGCGAGAUUGAUCCGAACAGCAUUGCAGCAAAGGACGGACGAAUCAGAGAGGGCGACAGGAUCAUUCAGAUCAAUGGUGUUGAGAUUCAGAAUAGGGAAGAUGCAGUGGCUCUGUUGACAAGUGAGGAAAAUCAGAACGUGUGUCUGCUAGUGGCACGGCCAGAGAUACAGUUGGAUGAGGGUUGGAUGGACGAUGACAGGAAUGACUUUUUGGAUGACUUACACAUGGACAUGUUGGAGCAGCAGCAUCACCAGGCCAUGCAGUUCACUGCCAGCAUGCUCCAACAGAAGAAACUGGAAGAAGACGGGGGCACGACGGACACGGCCACCCUUCUGUCCAACCAGCUGGAGAAGGACAGCGGGGUGGGCCGCACGGACGAAAGCACCCGGAACGACGAGAGCUCCGAGCAAGAGAACCUAGGGGACGACCAGACCACCGCCUCCAACACGCUGGGCAGCUGCCGCAAACUGACCUACAGCCAGGACACUCUGGGAAGCGGAGACCUUCCCUUCAGCAGCGAGUCCUUCAUCUCCGCCGACUACGCCGACGCCGAUUUCCUGGGCAUCCCGGCGGACGAGUGCGAGCGCUUCCGCGAGCUCCUGGAGCUGAAGUGUCAGGUGCGGAGCGGUCAGCAGCAGGGCCUGUACUGUUCCAGCGCAGGUGUUGGCGCAGGAGAAGAGGGAGUAGACAAGGAGCUGGAGCUCCUCAACGAGGAGCUGCGCACCAUCGAGUUGGAAUGCCUGAGCAUCGUUCGGGCGCAUAAGAUGCAGCAGUUGCGCGAACAGUGCCGCGAGUCUUGGAUGCUGCACAACAGCGGCUUCCGCAACUACAACACCAGCAUAGACGCACGCCGGCACGAGCUCUCUGACAUCACCGAGCUCCCGGAGAAAUCGGACAAGGACAGCUCCAGCGCCUACAACACCGGGGAGAGUUGCCGGAGCACCCCGCUCACUCUGGAACUUUCCCCGGACAACUCCCUGCGCAGAGGGGCUGAAAACCAGGCCGAAGCUGGUCCCAGCACCUCUGCCGGCCCCAGCGGGCGCAUCCUGAAACCCCUUCUGUCUCCCGUCCAGGAAGCCUGUGGGGCCAGCCGCGGCCGCCCAACCUCCUCUAAGGAGUCCGAGUCUAGCGUCCAAGCGGAGGGCAAGGAACGUAAACCCAGCCGCCUGACUCAGGGCCACUCCCCUUACAAGCAUGCCCAUAUUCCUGCCCAUGCCCAGCACUACCAGAGCUACAUGCAGCUGAUCCAACAGAAAUCUGCGGUGGAGUACGCCCAGAGCCAGAUGAGCCUGGCCAGCAUGUGUCGCGACCCCGUGACCUCCGGUGACCUCGAGCCCAAGAUGGAGUGGAAGGUGAAGAUCCGGAGCGACGGGACCCGUUACAUCACCAAGCGGCCCGUCCGGGACAAGCUCCUGAAGGAACGGGCCCUGAGGAUCCGGGAGGAGCGCAGCGGCAUGACCACGGACGACGACGCGGUCAGCGAGCUGAAAAUGGGCCGGUACUGGAGCAAGGAGGAACGCAAGCAGCACGUGGUGCGUGCCAAGGAGCAACGCCAGCGCAGGGAGUUUAUGAAGCAAAGUCGCAUGGACUGUCUGAAGGAACAAGGAUGUGGCGUGGAAGACAAAAAGGAGCUCAACAUUAUCGAACUGAGCCACAAAAAGAUGAUGAAAAAGAGGAACAAGAAAAUCUUUGACAACUGGAUGACUAUCCAGGAACUGCUAACCCAUGGUACAAAGUCUCCCGACGGCACUCGAGUGUACAACUCCCUACUCUCAGUGACCACGGUGUAG